This is a messenger RNA of Cinclus cinclus, 2928 nucleotides long. It is a transcript of the gene RASAL3, whose product is annotated as RAS protein activator like 3. NCBI's taxonomy places the organism in Eukaryota, Metazoa, Chordata, Aves, Passeriformes, Cinclidae. The coding region runs from base 1 to 2928 and encodes 975 amino acids. The record is from RefSeq and is a predicted model, not a curated record. Gene Ontology annotation, biological process: regulation of GTPase activity. The transcript has 16 exons.
AUGGAAACCGAAGCCCCCCCGCCCACCCCCGAGCCCCCCGCCCUAUUGAAAACCUACAAGUGGCUCACCCCACUACAGGGGGACCCCGAAAAAAGCGGGGGGUCCCCGGGGAGCCGGCGCUGGGCUCGGUUGCAGGGAUGGAAACGUUCCUACAGCCACCCCGACAGCGACGGCGACAGAGCCGGCGACAGAGCCGGCGACAGAGCCGGCGACAGGGGUGGCGACAGAGAUGUCCCCAAGGCCACCGCGAGGCGGUCCCUGUUCCGGAGGGCGUUUUCUGCCCCCUCCAAGGCGCCCAAGGGUGCGGGGGACCCGAGGGGACACGAAGGGACACGAGGGGACGCGAGGGGACACGAGGGGACAAAGCCACCCCUGCAGCGGUACCUGCGCUCCGUGGGCAGGAGGAGGGGACAAGGAGGUGACAGGGGGCAGGAGGGAGCAGUGACCCCCUUGGGGACAUCCCCGCUGCCGGUGCCACCAGUGCCACCCGAUGCCACCGUGUGGGACGUGUCCCAGUUCUCGCUGCUGGACGGACACCUGGUGCCACUGGGCAGGGACGAGGAGGGCCCGUGGCGGAGCAGGACCCGUGCCGGGAGUGCCACAUCUGAGGCCACCAACCUGUGCCAGGCUGGCAGGAGGGACCCAGACCAGGGGGUCGCAAGGAGCCCCGAAAAUGAGACCCCCCCGAGUGCCCAGUUCAGCAACGUCAAGGGGCUGCUGUGGAAGAGGCUCCUCCGGGACAGGAAAAGUCGAGGUGGCACCAGAAGUGACACAAUGGUGGCAGUCCCCGAGGGUGACAGGGUCCCCAGCCGCAGCGCUUCCCACGAGUCCCUGGUGCCACCACCCGAACUGGACCUCACUGGGGACAACGUCAUCGUCCGGCCCGUGCACGGCAGCGUGGUGGGGGAGAGGUUCUGCUUCCAGGUGAUCACCCCCGAGGGCAGCCGCUCCUUCGGUUGCGCCUCCCUGGCCGAGCGCGACCGCUGGAUCGAGGAGCUGCGCCGGACAGCCCAGCCCAACAAGGACAACUGCGAGCGCCUGGAGCUGGCUCUGUCCCUUUGGAUCUACGAGGGCCGGGACCUCCCCCCUCGCCGCCGCCUCCGCUGCCACCUCCAGCUCGACGGCGCCACCUUCGCCCGCACCACGGCCAAGCUGGCCGGCGCCGACGGCCAAAUCUUCUGGGGCGAACUCUUCCAGUUGGCCGCGUUGCCCCCGGUGCGCGCCCUCACCAUCUCCCUGUGCCGUGACGACCACCCCGGGCAUCCGGUGGCCGCCGUCACCAUCCCGCUGGCCGAGCUGGCGGCGGCGCGGCAGCCCCUGGAGCGUUGGUACUCGCUGAGCGGUGCCGGCGGCGGCGGCGAGCGGGCUCCGGCGGUUCGGCUGCGCGGGCGUUACCGCGAGGUGCGGGUGCUGCCCAUCGUGCGUUACAAGGAGCUGGCGGAGUUCAUCACCUUCCACUACCGGGAGCUGUGCGGUCACCUGGAGCCGGCCAUCGCCGUGCGGCACAAGGAGGAGCUGGCCGGAGCUUUGGUGCGCGUCCUGCAGAGCACCGGCAAGGCCAAGUCGUUCCUGAUCGACCUGGGCGUGGCCGAGCUCGACCGCUUCGAUGACCACGAGGCGCUGAUCUUCCGCGAGAACACCUUGGCCACCAAGGCCAUCGACGAGUACAUGAAACUGGUGGGGGCCAAGUACCUGCAGGACACGCUGGGGGAGGUGGUGGCCCAGCUCUGCAGCUCCGAGGAGAGCACCGAGGUGGAUCCCAGCCGAUGUUCAGGUCUGGAACUUUCCGAGCACCGGCAUCACCUGCGCCAGGUGUGCGAGGAGACGCUGCGGCGCAUCACCGACGGCUCCGAGUGCUUCCCGGCGGAGCUGGGCGAGGUGUUCGCGGCGUGGCGGGACGAGUGCGCGGCGCGGGGCAAGGCGGCCAUCGGGCAGCGCCUGGUGUCGGCCUCGCUCUUCCUGCGCUUCCUGUGCCCGGCCAUCAUGUCCCCGAGCCUCUUCGGCCUGGUCCAGGAGUAUCCUGGAGAGGCCACCGCCCGCACCCUCACGCUGGUGGCCAAAGUCAUCCAGAAUUUGGCCAACUUCACCACGUUUGGUGAGAAGGAGCCCUACAUGACCUUCAUGAACGACUUCCUGGAGCACAACUGGGCCACCAUGACCGAGUUCCUGCAGGCCGUGGCCACCCCAGAGGCCAGCGCCAACAUGGCCACCUACGGUGGCUACGUGGACCUGGCCCUGGAGCUCGCCACGCUCCACCUGCUGCUCUGUGACAUCUUCUCCAGCCUCGACCAGGCCACGCAGGAGGAGCUGGAGCCGCUGCCCACCAUCCUCAGGGCCAUCAGGGAGGGGACACCGGUGCCCGUGUCCGUGCACCUCAGCUCCACCGCCAGGAGGAGCCCCUCGGACCCCUCCAAGCCGGGCUUUGUCCCCCAACGAGAUCUGGGCAAGCACAGCCCCCUCAUCAAGAGCCAGUCCCUGACCAGCGUCCGGCGCGUCCGCAGCUGCGAGGAGGGGACAGGGACAGGGACAGGGACAGGGACAGGGACAGGGACAGGGACAGGGACAGACCCAGAACCGGACCCAACCCCGGUACCGGCCCCGGUACCGAGCCGGCACCGCCGCAAUGUCCAGCGCACCCAGAGCGUCCCGGCACAGGGCAAGGCCGCCCGGCGUCCCGCCAAACCGGACGGUGCCGGACACGCGGCCGAGGGGACGGCCGGGGGUGACACGGGGUCACCUGUGCCCGGUGAUGGCCCGCCCCGGGGGAAGCUGCGCUCUUCGGCGUCGCUGCCCCGUAAAUCCACGGUGCCGUGGCAGCGCCCGGCCGAGGACUCGGUAACCCCGGGCGAGCUUUACGCGCUGCGGCCGCUGGAGAAGUGUCCCCAACCCCUCGGUGUCCCCACCCUGAUGUCCCCAACCCCUCAGUGA